AUGAAGGUCUUCGAGGUAGCGGACCUGCAGCAACUCUGGGACGAAACGGUGGCGAAGGACUCGAUAUUCCGGGCAGCCUAUAAGGCAGUCCGCGAUCGCGAGCGUGCCUUCCCGCCCUCGCUGGGCCUGAAGAUCCAGAUUUCAGAAUGUGCGAUCGACGCAGGCAAAAGGCUGACAUUCAGAGACCGUAUUUGGUCGCAUGACUCUGUUGCGACCGGUCAUCCCGGCAGGGAAGGUACGCUGGCUAUUGUGGCUCGGCGAUUCUACUGGCCUGGGCAGUCCCAGCUGGUUCGCCGAUCGACCCGAAGCCAUUUGUCCAUGGACUUCAUCACAGAUCUGCCGCCUACUGGACCGAGCAAGGCAAGGUACCUGUGGGUGAUUGUGGACAGACUGACAAAGGCUGUGACCCUCGAGUGUCAUUACCGAUUUCACGGAAUGCCACGGUCCAUCGUCAGCGACCGCGGGAGCAACUGGCUAAGUAGGUUCUGGAAGAGGUUCUGCCGUCUUGCAGGUGUCACGCAGAAAUUGAGCACGGCCUAUCAUCCUCAGACGGACGGAGGCCAGAGAGAAUGA
This is a messenger RNA of Hirsutella rhossiliensis, 573 nucleotides long. Its product is annotated as integrase core domain-containing protein. The record is from RefSeq and is a predicted model, not a curated record. Gene Ontology annotation, biological process: DNA integration. The transcript is spliced from 4 exons. Lineage: Eukaryota; Fungi; Ascomycota; Sordariomycetes; Hypocreales; Ophiocordycipitaceae. Gene Ontology annotation, molecular function: nucleic acid binding. The coding region runs from base 1 to 573 and encodes 190 amino acids.